AUGCGCUCCGUCCAAGGUGUUCGGACACUGCCCUGGACUCGAGUUGUUCCUCGCGUCCAUCGGCAAACGCGAUGCGUUCAGAUUCGCGCCGCGCCUUCGGGAGUGCCUUCGGUCAAUGGCGACAAUCUGCCACUCGCUAGCACGCCCAGCUCUGUUGAAUCACGAGAUGCGCGAUUCGAUGUCGUCGGCGCUCCAUACUCGCUCCUUUCGGUUUCGCUCUCGGCCUCGCAGAACCUAUAUACCCGACGCGGAACGUUGGUUGGAUUGAGCGGCAAGGCGGAUAAUUCUGCGCAGGUGGUUUCCACUUUGAGCGUUCUAGAACCCUUCCGGAGGGCUAUCGUCGGAGUGCCCUUUCUCUAUCAGAAGGUCUCCUCACCAACACCCGUCACAGCACUCGUUUCCGUUCGAUCCCCCAAUACGUCCUUCGCCGUCGUGAACGUCAAUGGUUCCGUGGACUGGAUGGUUGCCCAGAGACGGGCUUUGCUUGCAUGGACCGGCCGGUCUCUGUCCAUUAAGCCGACUAUCAACGCAAACCUGAGCUUGUCUCAUUGGGGUAGCUCCGAAGUGACCGGCAGAGGUUUAAUAGCGUUGGUUGGAAAUGGACAGCUAUACUCGGUCGAACUGAAGGAUGGCGAGCAGUACAUUGCGCAUCCCAGCAAUGUGGUUGCUUACACGAUGGCCUCCAACCCUCCUCGCCCUUACCGUUUCAAAUCCACCACUCUCAACUUCCAGGUCCCGGGCCUAAAGACACUACCAAGACUUCUGCAAAAUGCCAAGUUCGUUCGUGACGUGUCUGAUUCCAAGGCAUACAAAACCACUAUGCAAUGGUUCCACAAGCUGCGUACCUGGUCUCGAAUGACCAUCUGGGGAGAUAGACUCUUCCUACAGUUUGAUGGUCCCAUGACCAUUCUCGUGCAAUCCCGCGGUCCUCGUCUCAACGAUGUUUUGUCCGCACAGGAAGCCAAUGAGAUUGCCAAUGUCCCUAGUGGCUUUACCUCGCCCGCUCCUCGGUUCACCGAAGGCGAAAAGACACAUGAGGAAAAUACAGAAGCCGUAAAGGCCGUCAGCGAUAUCCCUGGCCUGACGCGCUCUGUUGAGGAACUAGAGCAGGAAAUCCAAGGAACAAGCCAAAGCGUUGCAAAGAUCCGCAAAGAUGGAAAGGUCGAGAUUGAGGAAGUUGGUCGCACAAACUAA
Molecule: messenger RNA, 1194 nt
Organism: Penicillium robsamsonii
Lineage: Eukaryota; Fungi; Ascomycota; Eurotiomycetes; Eurotiales; Aspergillaceae
Product: AIM24 family protein
Exons: 7
Coding region: 1-1194 (397 amino acids)
Biological process (GO): inner mitochondrial membrane organization
Cellular component (GO): mitochondrial inner membrane
Source: RefSeq, a predicted model, not a curated record